AUGCGCGCUGCGGGCACAGCGUGCCCGGGAGCGGCGAGCGAGUUGGCUGGCAGAGCGGCUGCUUGCGAGGGUUGCCCGAACGCGGCGCUUUGCGCGAGCGGCGAGGCCGCGCGCCGGGCGGCGGACGAAGGCGCGGCGGUGCGCAAGUUGUCGGGCGUGCGGAACAUCAUAGUGGUUGCGAGCGGCAAGGGCGGCGUCGGAAAGAGCACCGUGGCGUGCACUCUCGCGCGCGAGUUUGUGCGCACAGGCUUUAGGACCGGGCUGCUCGACCUGGACAUCUGCGGUCCGAGCGUGCCGAGCAUGACCGGCACGCGCGGAGCGAGCGUGCAGGAGACAUUGGCGGGCUGGUCGCCGGUGCUAUCGGCGGAGGGCAUCAAGUUGAUGUCCAUUGAGUACUUGCUGGAGCGCAGUUCGGACGCGGUGAUCUGGCGCGGUCCGAAGAAGGGCGCGUUGAUCCGGCAGUUUUUGGAGAACGUGGACUGGGGCGAGCUGGACAUGCUGUUGAUCGACACGCCGCCGGGCACGAGCGACGAGCACUUGAGUUUGGCGCAGCUGCUCAAACACUUUCCGCGAAUCGGCGCGUUGGUGGUCGGCACGCCGCAAAAGAUCGCGAUUGCCGACGUGGAAAAGGAGGUUGGCUUCCUGCGCGCGGCGGAGCUGCCGAUUAUUGGCGUGGUCGAAAACAUGGCAGACUCU
This is a messenger RNA of Dermatophagoides pteronyssinus (European house dust mite), 696 nucleotides long. RefSeq names its product cytosolic Fe-S cluster assembly factor NUBP1 homolog. The record is from RefSeq and is a predicted model, not a curated record. Lineage: Eukaryota; Metazoa; Arthropoda; Arachnida; Sarcoptiformes; Pyroglyphidae.